Trachemys scripta elegans is the source of this 1169-nucleotide messenger RNA. RefSeq names its product neurexophilin 4 (gene NXPH4). Lineage: Eukaryota; Metazoa; Chordata; Testudines; Emydidae. The coding region runs from base 18 to 740 and encodes 240 amino acids. Gene Ontology annotation, molecular function: signaling receptor binding. The transcript has a single exon. The record is from RefSeq and is a predicted model, not a curated record.
UCUGCGUGGAGGGCCACAUGACCAAAACCCUGGGCUACCUGGAGCUGGGCACUUCGGGGCUCCUCAAGACCCUCCCGUCCGGCGCCUUGAAGCCUCCACCCCUGCCCCCGGCCCGGCUGUUCUCUGGGGAGCCCUCGAAGGCCAAGGCCGGCGCCCUGAGCCCCUGGGCCUGGCCUAGGAACCAGACGGGCGCCGAGCCCCCGGGCCAGCGGGUCCAGCGCAAGCCCUCGCUCAAGACGGGCCGGGCCCGGAAGAUCUUCGGCUGGGGCGACUUCUACUUCAACAUCAAGACGCUCAAGUUUAGCCUGCUGGUGACGGGCAAGAUCGUGGACCACGUCAACGGCACCUUCAGCGUCUACUUCCGGCACAACUCCUCCAGCCUGGGCAACGUCUCCGUCAGCAUCGUGCCCCCGGGCAAGGUGGUGGAGUUCGACGUGCUGGGGCCCCCGCCGGCCUCCGAGCUCCAGCAGGCCACCCUGCCCGAGGCCAAGGAGUCCAGGGCCUUCAACUGCCACGUGGAGUACGAGAAGACUAACCGGGCCCGGAAGAACAAGCCCUGCCUCUACGACCCGGCCAAGGUGUGCUUCACCGAGCACACGCAGAGCCACGCCGCCUGGCUGUGCGCCAAGCCCUUCAAAGUCAUCUGCAUCUUCGUCUCCUUCUGCAGCUUUGACUACAAGCUGGUGCAGAAGGUCUGCCCCGAUUACAACUUCCAGCACGACCGCCCCUACUUCGGCUGAACCCCUCCCGCCCCCACCCCCCAAAUAAAAACCCAGCUCGCACAGCUUCCGGGGGGCGGGGAAGGACCCUGCCUCGCCCCGGUGGGGCCGGAGGAUGGGCUUCUCCAAGCCGCGCGGAAGAGGGGGUGCCGUGGAAGCGGGCGCGGGGGACGCUGUGGUGAGCCCCUUUGGGGACCUGGGGACCGGAUGCUUUGCUCCAUCAGCUACGGGCCUGCGGAACCGCCCGGGACCCAGCCAGGCUGGGCGGAUGCAGCCGGAUCCCCUCGAACCGUGGUGGCAGGAUGGGUGGGGGGACAAGCGAGCAACGGAGCCGGUCGCCCCCAUCCCUGCGGGGAAAUGGGGGGACGAGGGCCAGGGGCUGCACAGGACCAGUGAGUGACACGUGCCCAGGGGUUCAAAUCGGCACGUGUGUGUGUGUGUGUGUGUGUG